GCUCAGUCCAAUUGCAGCAGUGAAGGAGAAUAUGGGCUGGACCGUUACUAGGUGGGGUUUACCCUGGGUAUAAAUAUUCUGUGUGUUCCACUACAACGCCCCUGGAAACUCAGUGAGACAAACUUCUCCUUCUAAAGUCACACGACAGACUCCAGCAGUCCCACCAUGUCUUUCAUUCAAGCACUCAUGCAACAAAGCAUCUAUCUGGGCAUGCCCGAUGACUCAGUCCUGAAGAAGGAGGGAACAGUCACUGCAGCCCCCAAUUUCAGCCCCAGUGGAGAUGCAGCAGUCUUGGACAAAGCCAUCAAGGCAAAAGGGGUGGAUGAGAACACCAUCAUUGAAAUUCUGGUGAAAAGGAGCAACGAGCAGAGACAGCAAAUUAAAGAAGCUUACCAGCAGGCCAGUGGCAAGCCUCUGGAAUCAGCACUGAAGAACGCUUUGAAGGGAGAUCUGGAAGAUGUGGUGUUGGCGCUGCUGAAAACACCGGCCCAGUAUGACGCUCAACAGCUGAAACAAGCCAUGAAGGGUCUUGGUACAGAUGAGGACACACUCAUUGAGAUUUUAGCUUCUCGGACCAACAGAGAGCUUGAGGAGGUAAAGAAAGCCUACAAGGCAGAAUACAAGAAGGAGCUGGAGGAUGACAUCAAGUCAGACACAAGUGGAGACUUCAAGAAGGCCCUCAUUGAGCUAUGCAAGGCCAGCAGGACUGAAGGGGUUUCUGAGCCACUGAUUGACAGUGAUGCCAGGGCUCUGUAUGAGGCAGGAGAAGGAAGGAAGGGCAAAGACUGCUCUGUUUUCAUAGAAAUCCUCACCACCAGGAGUGCCGCCCAUCUCCGUAAAGUUUUCGAGAGGUACUCUAAGUACAGCAAAGUGGACGUGGCCCAAGCUAUUGACCUCGAGAUGAAGGGAGAUAUUGAAAGUUGUCUCACAGCAGUAGUGAAGUGCGCUGGAAGCAGGCCAGCAUUCUUUGCUGAGAAGCUCUACUUGGCCAUGAAGGGCAAAGGGACACGCAAAAACAUCCUCACCCGUAUCAUGGUGAGCCGGUCUGAAAUUGACAUGAUACGGAUAAAAGAAGAAUACAAGAAGAACUACGGCAAAACACUCUACCAGGACAUUCUGGAUGAUACCAAAGGAGACUAUGAGAAGAUCCUUCUGGCUCUUUGUGGAGAAAACUAAUCAACAGGGCCAUGUCUCAUGUCCUGUUGUGGAAGAUGACAAAUAAUCCCUUGACACAUAUUGUGCCCUCUUGUGGAGAACUGGCAGAAUUAACCAUCUUCUUGCUUUGUGACUGUCAACCAUUAUUGAACAUAUUUAGGCUUACAGUAAUGAGCAAGGGAUUAACAUUGAAUUGGCACAGCUUCAGCACUUUCCCAAAACUUGCCCACCUCUUUCAUCCCAGCAGAGAUCUGCAAACUGCACUGUUCUGAGAUCUGUGCAUUUUAAUAGACUCUGCUCACAUGUGCUAGGUUUCUUUGCUUGGAGUUGGAUUCAGUGAACACAAAAUGCAGCUGCUGACAGAUGUAUACAUUCCCAUGUGCCAAAUGUAUUCAGCACCACUGAAGGAGUUUAGACAAUCUGCAAAUGAAUAAAUAAAAAGUGCUUUUUGUAUGAAGGCCAAU
Messenger RNA from Sphaeramia orbicularis (orbiculate cardinalfish), 1619 nucleotides. RefSeq names its product annexin A1a (gene anxa1a). The record is from RefSeq and is a predicted model, not a curated record. Gene Ontology annotation, biological process: cellular response to glucocorticoid stimulus; phagocytosis; signal transduction. Gene Ontology annotation, cellular component: vesicle membrane; cytoplasm; nucleus. The transcript is spliced from 12 exons. Gene Ontology annotation, molecular function: phospholipase inhibitor activity; calcium-dependent phospholipid binding; phosphatidylserine binding. NCBI's taxonomy places the organism in Eukaryota, Metazoa, Chordata, Actinopteri, Kurtiformes, Apogonidae. The coding region runs from base 166 to 1176 and encodes 336 amino acids.